GAAGGUGAGAAGACGACUUGAGAUAAUAUUGACCAAAAAAGAAGACGACUUGAGAGUUGAGACUCGCCACACCUUCUCUUUAUCAUGCACAGAAUGCGAAGCUUCUCUUUCCCAUCAUUAUUACUCUCUUCCCCUUAACGACUUUUGCUCCCAUUUUCCCAACUCCUUAAGCUCCCCUCAUCAAUCACCCAAUUCAAACCAAGUCGAAAAUGGAGCUCUUUGCUCUUGAAGAACACAACCCAGAUUCUAUCCCUGACUUUUUUGCCUCAGAAGCUGAUCAUAUGCCCUCACAGACCUUCUUAACCAGCUCCAUACACUCGGAUUUCUACCGCUCAUUUCGACUCGAGGCCAUUUCUCUGUUUUUACAGGCACAGUAUUCCUGCAACCUUGACCCUUUCACUUCUUACAUUGCCCUUAACUACCUGGAUCGGUUCAUUUCCAAGCACAACAUUCCGCAAGGAAAGCCUUGGGUGACAAGACUAGUUGAACUUGCCUGCCUAUCUCUAGCUGCAAAAAUGAAGAACACGUCCUUUUCGCUCUCUGAUUUUCAGAGUAGAGAAGAAGGUUUCAUGUUUGGGGCGCAAACGAUUAACAGAAUGGAGCUUCUGAUUCUCGACACAUUAAAUUGGAGGAUGAGAUCAAUAACUCCGUUCUCCUUUCUACAUUUCUUUGUCACAUUGGUGGACAUAAAUGAGAGACCACUCAUUCAAGCCCUCAAAAGUCGAGCUUCAGAUAUCAUCUUUAAUGCCCAUAAUGGUAGUACCAGGACUUCUUCUAGUACUUCACAUCAAAAUUCGAUACCUAUUUCUUCGCUAUUAACCUCUAUGAUUAAACUAACCCUAAAUUUUGGUUUUGUUUUUGGUUACAGAAACCAAAUUCGUUGAGUUUAAGCCAUCGAUAAUUGCAGCAUCCGCGGUUUUAGCUGCGAGUCAUGAAAUUCUCCCCUUGCAGUUUCCUAGUUUAAAAGUUUCAAUAUCAUCUUGCCAGUAUGUAAAUAAAGAGAGUUUGUUUAAAUGCUUGAACCUAAUGCAUGAAAUGGUAACGAGUGAAGGGUAUGACUCAGUUUUAGAUACUUUGUCAUGCACAACUAGAA
Molecule: messenger RNA, 1093 nt
Organism: Fragaria vesca subsp. vesca
Lineage: Eukaryota; Viridiplantae; Streptophyta; Magnoliopsida; Rosales; Rosaceae
Product: putative cyclin-D6-1-like
Exons: 5
Coding region: 210-884 (224 amino acids)
Biological process (GO): mitotic cell cycle phase transition; regulation of cyclin-dependent protein serine/threonine kinase activity
Cellular component (GO): cyclin-dependent protein kinase holoenzyme complex; nucleus; cytoplasm
Molecular function (GO): cyclin-dependent protein serine/threonine kinase regulator activity
Source: RefSeq, a predicted model, not a curated record